CGGGGUGACUUGUGCCUGCCCAACAAGGCGACGACGGCUGGUUGCCGGUGGUCCAUCUCGGCCAUGACGACCAGCUCUACGCGCUAAUAAACAUCAACAACGCUCUCUACACCAUGAGCCUGGCGCUGCUGUCCAAGCCGCGCGGGUUCGCCCUCUCCGCCCCGGGGAACAGGAAGCUCAGCAUACCGCGCAUCUCGCUGCGCAACGCCUUCGUGCCCUCUGACGGCCGCGUCGGGCUCUUCAUCCUCACGCGCGCGUCGGCAUCCCGGCGGCCAUCGCGGCGUGGUAUGUGCCGCAUGCCUGGGAGCGCUGACGCCAGGUUCCUCCUCUCUGCGCUGCCGCUCGUGCUCGGCCUGCAAGUCGCCGCGUUCGUGCUCGUUCAGCACUUCCGCCCGCCCGCCGCCGCUGGCCUCGACCGCAUCCUCCUCCACCUCUACCAGCUCCUCUUUGGCGUGCUUGUCGUCCUCGGCGCCGUGGUGGCCGGCAUGGAGCCGCAAGCGGCGAUGGGGGCGGCGAUCUGCGGGCUCGUCCUGGCCAUCCGCGACGCCGACGAGGGGGCAGAUGGCGCCGACGACAAGGAAGAAGCAGAAGAUCGCGAUGCCGUGCCGCCACGCACCGGCCUCGCGACGCGCCUCGUCUUCACACGCGCCCCGUCCGACACGUAUGCGAGCCACGAGCCCGCCGCCGAGGAGGUCUGA
Molecule: messenger RNA, 698 nt
Organism: Vanrija pseudolonga
Lineage: Eukaryota; Fungi; Basidiomycota; Tremellomycetes; Trichosporonales; Trichosporonaceae
Exons: 4
Coding region: 114-698 (194 amino acids)
Source: RefSeq, a predicted model, not a curated record